AUGCCAGAUAACUUCCAACAGAUAUCCCAGGCUCAACUCAACAGUCAACGUCUUCUAGAGGCCAUAGAUUUGUCCAACGCAGAUGUUUUCAAGUUCAAUGGGGAUCCAUUAAGAUAUUUCGAAUUUGUCCGAUCUUUCGACAACCUCAUUGGACGUUCAGCACUCGACAAUGGUGCUAAGCUCUUGAGGCUGUUUAACAGUUGUGAAGGAGAACCAAAGAAGAUCGUUCAGUGCUGCAUGAUUAUGGACCCUGCUGUUGGAUAUCACAAGGCCAGGACGCUCUUAGAAGACAGAUUUGGGAGUCGAUUUGAGAUCAGUCAAGCAUGGGUGAGGAAGGUCACAAGCGGACCAAACUUGAGACCUAUUGACAAAUCAGGACUGAAGACAUUUUCUGAUGACCUCAAGAUCUGCAACACCACCCUUCAAGCAUUGUGA
Molecule: messenger RNA, 435 nt
Organism: Lytechinus variegatus (green sea urchin)
Lineage: Eukaryota; Metazoa; Echinodermata; Echinoidea; Temnopleuroida; Toxopneustidae
Exons: 1
Coding region: 1-435 (144 amino acids)
Source: RefSeq, a predicted model, not a curated record